This is a messenger RNA of Metarhizium album ARSEF 1941, 1071 nucleotides long. RefSeq names its product SWR1-complex protein 5. The record is from RefSeq and is a predicted model, not a curated record. The transcript has 2 exons. Bases 1 to 1071 code for a protein of 356 amino acids. Lineage: Eukaryota; Fungi; Ascomycota; Sordariomycetes; Hypocreales; Clavicipitaceae.
AUGCGCGACCCCGGCGCCCAAACGCAAGACGCACGUCGCCAAAAGGCCGCUGGCCGUUUUGCUCCUCUACUCAUUACAACCACACGGCGGGCGACGAGGAUGCCUCCGGAUCUAGUAUUAGACGAGGAAGACGAACAAUACGCCUCGUCCGAAGACUCGGACUUUGCUCCCGAUGAAGCGCCCGAGCCAGCGUCCGACCAGUCGGAUACCGAAGAAGACGGAAAAGCCGGCGAGAAGAAGCGAAAGCAGCCCGAGGCAGACGGACAGGCGGUCGGUGAUGGCUACGACAACUCCGGCGACGAAGCCGUAAUAUCAAAGGGCAACAAAAGACGGAAGCGAGCAGGAGAAAAGGGUCGCCCCGUGGACGAAGAUGAAGGCGGCGAAGGAGGAUUGGUCAAGACUCGUGCUCAACGUGCAGCGGAAAAAGAGGAACGCAAGUACGCCGCGAGCCAUGGCCCCGUUACCAUCGACGUGGAUGCCCUGUGGGCGAGGAUGAUAUCCGGCGAGCAAAUCAAAUCCAGCGCGCCGUCAGACGAAGCAACUAGGGAGCCGAGGAGAGAGCUCUCCGACAGUCAUGCCGCUGCAACCGCCUCAUCGGAUGGCCCCCAAUCGAAUAGCAUUCGCAUUAAGCGCACAUUCAACUUUGCCGGUCGGGUUCACACCGAGGAGAAGGUUGUGGCCAGAGAUUCCGCCGAGGCCAAGCUGUAUCUUGCGUCGCAGGGCCAAGACACCCGCGACAUGGAUUCAUCGCCAACAAAGCGCGCCACGAGAAAAGCGUUCCGCUCCGCAUUUGAGCCUGCUAUAGACUUUGGGCCGGGACGGGCAGAUUUGAAUCUCGGGCUUGCUGCGAGAAUUCAAGCUGGCAGGGAGGCCCGAGCCAAGAAGCUCAAUACCGUGGAGAAGAGUAGGUUAGACUGGGCAGGAUACGUGGACAAGGAGGGAAUCAAGGACGAGCUGGAGUUGGCGAGCAAGUCCAAGGAUUCGUAUACCGCUCGACAGGACUUCUUGGCGAGAAGCGAGGCGUUACGGGAGGACGACGCAAGGCGAGCCAGAAUAGCUGGGAAAUCAUGA